Alosa sapidissima (American shad) is the source of this 1640-nucleotide messenger RNA. RefSeq lists its product as uncharacterized. The coding region runs from base 325 to 1374 and encodes 349 amino acids. The record is from RefSeq and is a predicted model, not a curated record. Lineage: Eukaryota; Metazoa; Chordata; Actinopteri; Clupeiformes; Clupeidae. The transcript has 6 exons.
AUGUGGUAGCCUAUGUAGCCCAGCAGAUGUUGCUGCUGGACAACUAAAGUGGAGUUGAGAGGCGUGUAUCAACAUAAAGGGGUGUAGCCUAACUUUAAGAGAAAGCGAAAGUGUAGAUACCCACACGAACAAGUUAACACAUUCAAAAGCUGUAAAAAGAACAGAACAGAAUAUUAAGGCUGAUAUGAGCGAAUAAGGCUUUUUCAUGACAUCAUCGAAACUUGAAACAUCUUAGGAGUUUUGUUGUUUUCCAAUCAGUCGGACUACCAGUGGGAUUUCUCAACGCAUCAUUAACUUAAUAUACAUGACCACCAUUAGCUGCUCAUGGAGUUGAUGUCAGUGUGCUGCAGAUGGAUCCUUUAUUUAGGUGUUGUGUCUGCUGCUGACAUUUCUGUUGUGAAAGUGAAAAUCGGAAAGCCUGUGACACUCCAUUGUGCCAUAGAUGUUGAGGACAAUGUGGAUGUGGCUUCAAAGAAGAUAGAAUGGAAAACUCUUGACCAAAUGGUGGCUAAGUUUUUGGACAAAAAAGUCACACCAGGCUGUGGCUAUGAGAACAGAGUACAGAUGUUCAAACAAAAUAUUGAAAAGGGGAAUUUAUCUCUUACCAUUACACCCACUUUGAUGAGUGAUUAUGGUGAAUAUGAAUGCCAUUAUAACAGACAACAUAAGAAAUCUUGGUCAUUGCAGAUUACAGCCAACAUUCCAGGUAUGCUUAAAGUGACUGUUGGACAGCCCAUCUGGAUUCCUUGUUAUUCAAGACGAAAGAAAUGCAAUGGAGAUGGAGAGCCAAACACGGAUCCAAUCUCUUUUGAAUGGUUGAAAGACAAUCAACGUGUAUAUUGUAUGCAGAAGGGUGGAAUAAAGGCACCGGGAAGAGCAGAUGUAUCACCUAAUGGCAUAAGAGAUGGAAAUGUAUCUCUUUUCUUUCACACAGCAUAUUUUUCUGACAGCGGGACCUAUCGGUGCAGUCAACAAAAUGAAACUACUGUACUUAAGCUGAAUAUUCACAAAAAAGAAGUACCCGUUUCUAUGAAGGAUCCUCUCUCCCUUCCGCUUUACACAGUCGAUCCCGUUGAUGUGUACUUCCAGAAGGAUGGUUCCAGCAAUACAGUCUUACUUAGUGCAUAUGACAAGAACUGGAAAUACAUCAACAAGACUCAAACACUUGAGUUGCUUGUUGUAAUGAGGAAGCAUUUAGGGACAUACACUGUAAAAGAUAGAAAAAGAGAAGAAAUAUUUUGUACAUACAUUGUGACAUCUCCUGAUGACAAUGUUACACCUGAUGAGUCAAAGUAUAAAAAUGCUCUGAUAACCAUAUUAAUAUUGAUAUGCAUUGCAACAGUAGUGUUUGUCUAUUAUUGCUAUAUACUGUAGAGUAAAAACAAGAGAGUAAAAAAACGAAAGGUUGAUUACCGUUUCAUGUUUGAACAUGUAUUCCAUCAUAUCAAUGAUUGGAAAUAUACUGGAUAUUUCAUAAUGAAAGUACAUCAAUGUUUGUGGCUGGAAUUGUCUGAGAUUGGAUUUCAAACACAAAGAAAAACAAUAUACUACAAAAAUAAUUCUGUGGAAAUAUAUGGAUUCCAGUUGCUGCUACUGGAAGCAACUGAAAUCCAUGCAUUUCCACAGAAUUAUUUUUGGAA